AUGGUAUAUCCUAAUGUUUCCUUAGAAGUCGUUGUCAGAGCAUACAAUGCGCCAGACAUCAAUCCCUGUGUCACAUAUACAGAAAUAGACAAACCCAAGCGGAGUACUGCAUACGGUGCAAACCAAACAUGGGAAGAACUGCUGUGUGAUGAGAAUCUACUUUCAGGAUGGUAUCGUUUUGUUAGUGGUGCUGGGGGUGAAAUGCCCAUUAAUAACGAUAUACCUGCUUACCAUUGUGGUACUCAUAUACCUUUGUAUUUGAACGGCACACAUCCUACGGUGGAAGACGAUGUUUUCAAUCGUACAACAUGUGGAAAUUACCUUGGGUCUCUUUGUUACCAGGAGUACCCAAUGCAGGUCAAAAAUUGCUCAUCGUAUUAUGUAUACUUUCUAAUCAGAACAAGAGGUUGCUCAGAAGCUUACUGUGCAGGCGAUGAGUUGGAAUGUCAGUCUGGGUACGUAUCUCCAUAUGGUAAUUUCACGCCUGACUGUCAAGAUUUAGACGAAUGUACUAGAGAUGCCCAUUCCUGCAAUCACAUGUGUGUUAACACGGCUGGGUCGUAUUACUCCUGA
Messenger RNA from Saccoglossus kowalevskii, 573 nucleotides. RefSeq names its product oncoprotein-induced transcript 3 protein-like. The record is from RefSeq and is a predicted model, not a curated record. NCBI's taxonomy places the organism in Eukaryota, Metazoa, Hemichordata, Enteropneusta, Harrimaniidae.